Molecule: messenger RNA, 2184 nt
Organism: Adineta steineri
Lineage: Eukaryota; Metazoa; Rotifera; Eurotatoria; Adinetida; Adinetidae
Source: the annotation of a GenBank genome assembly
AUGCCAUUAUAUCACAUCGAUUUAAAUAAUAUUCAACGAAAAGCAACAUUGGAUUAUUAUCAAAAUCUAGUGAUACCAACAAUUCAAUGUCGAAACAAUUUGACAAUGUUUACUUUAGAUAUCGAUGAUGAUUUAUGUUCAUGUAUUCGUAUUCUGGAUCAAGUAAAACUAGAAAAUGUAACAUCAUUAAAAAUCAAAAAUUUAAAUAAAGAUAAUGCUAUUUAUUUACUAUCUCUAUUACCAUCGUUGACACAACUAGUCUUCUUACGUAUUCAAUCAAAAGUCGAUUUAGAUUUAAACCAAUUUUCACAAUUCAUCACCAUGCCUUCAUUAAAACAAUUUGAAUUAUUAUUUUUAAAUUAUUAUUAUCCAUCAUAUUCAACAAUUGAACUACCAAAUAUAGUAUCAAAUAUUGAAUAUUUAUGUGUAUAUCGAUAUUUUCGAAUCCAACAAUUCAAAGAAUUACUUCGAUAUUUACCAAAACUAAAGAAACUAUUUAUCUACAUUAGAUCUCAUGUGUAUUCAACAUCUAUUGAUAACAAUAAUAAUAAUCUUCAUCAAUUGGUACCGAAUUUAAACGAUUUACAAUUAUAUGUACAACUGUUAGAAUUUGAUCAAUUACAACUUUUGCUACGACCGUUAUCUCAUCAAUUAAAACGUCUCGCAAUAUCAUGUUGGUCUUAUGAGUAUGCCGAUGGUCAAAAAUGGGAAAUAUUCUUAAAAUCAUUUUCAGUAUUAAAACAUUUUCAGCUGGAUAUCACGUUAUCUGAGUUACCAGUCCAUCCAAUUAACAUCAAAGAAAUAUUAUCAUCAUUUCAAACAAAGUUUUUCCUGGAUGCUCGUUGGUAUUUUGCAAUUGACUAUAAUCCAAAUGUUGACAUCAAAUUUGUUUUUUAUUCGUUACCAUGGCCCAUUAAAUAUUUUCAUACAAUUCUGUAUGAUAUAGAAACGUUGUCCACAAAAACAACAAUACCAGAUCAGUCCUAUCCGACUAGUAAUGUUCAACAUCUAUAUAUCCAAUUAUAUGAUCAAAGAUCGAAUGCAAUAACUGGACAACGUUAUUAUUCGAAUGCUGAAUCCUUAAUUUUAAUUAAUCGUUUCUCAGAUCAUAGUAAUGAGCGUUCAUUGCAAAUGAUUAAUGAUUUAUCUCAUACAAUUGAUUUAACACGGAUAAAAUCUUUAAAACUUAUCGAUUUCGAUUCUCUGCAACCAUCAUUUCUAAUUCCAUUCAUGAAUUAUUUCCAUAAUUUAUUCGAAUUAAAACUUCCUUGCAAUAUCUAUCUACAGCAUCAAAGUUUAAUAUCAACGAUAUCAACUAUCCACACAUUAGUACUUUAUUAUGAUUCCAAUCAUAUCACUAAAGAUGAACUAUGGACUGGUCUGUCACAAUUAUCAUUGAAUAUAAAACAUUUCAAAUGUGUAACCAAGCACCCAACUACAAUCAAUGUACAUUCUUUUCGUAAGCCUGAAAAUCGUCAAAGUAAUAUCGAUGAAUUAGUAUCGAUUCUUAAACCAUUAAAUUUACAUUGUAUUGCUGUUGAAGAAAUACAAAACAAUGAUAAAUGGAAGAAAUUUUCUCAAGAUAUGUCAUUACCUUAUUCAAUCUAUGGACCAUGGAAUGGAAAUGCUGCUGGGAAUGGUAUUCUAUCAUGUUAUCCAAUUCAAUCUUAUUCAAAUCAACAAUCAAGUUUAAUUUGUCAAGGUGGUACUAGAUCUUUUCUUCAAUGUUCUAUAGAUGAUUUUACAUGUGCUGUGACACAUUUAGAUCAUAUGGAAGAAGAUGUUCGAUUAGAACAAAUUAAAGAAUUUAAACCAUAUGAUCCGGAUAUCGAUAUACUUAUGGGUGAUAUGAAUUCUUUAACAAGAGAUGAUUAUUCGGAUAAUUAUUAUGAAAAGAUUAUUGUCGAUAAACGUGAAAAAUCGAAUUGGGAAAAACCUCGUUUUGAUUUAACUCAUUUAAUAACACAACAAUGGAAUUAUCAAGAUGCAUUUAAAUUAAUAAAUCCGCAAAUAAAAGAUGAACAACUGUCAACAUGUGCAUAUGGAACACGUAUUGAUUAUAUUUAUGUACAUCCUCGUGUUAAUGAACGAUGGAAUUUGACAAAAUGUUCGAUAAUUGAUACUAAAGGAGUGACAGAUCAUAAUUGUGUUUAUGUUGAAUUUAGUAAACAUUCUUCAACCUAA